This is a messenger RNA of Gambusia affinis (western mosquitofish), 3478 nucleotides long. RefSeq names its product MTOR associated protein, eak-7 homolog (gene meak7). Gene Ontology annotation, biological process: TOR signaling. The transcript has 10 exons. The record is from RefSeq and is a predicted model, not a curated record. NCBI's taxonomy places the organism in Eukaryota, Metazoa, Chordata, Actinopteri, Cyprinodontiformes, Poeciliidae. The coding region runs from base 1124 to 2434 and encodes 436 amino acids.
CUCCAGAGUCCAGCUGGUUCUGGUUCUGGCCUCAGAGCUUGUCCAGAGGACACCCAUCGCCAUGGCGACAAAGAUGGGCUGGUGGGAUUGGAGCUGUGGAACCAGUAGCUAUUUUCCUUUGGACUUUAUGUUGCUAUGGUGAUGAUCAUCCUAUGAUCCCCAGCAUGAUGCUGCCCAGCCUGGAUCGGGGGUUAUGGACUUUACUGCUGAAUGAACAUCUGACGGAGCCCCCGGCAUGUAGAACCAGCACUCGCGCCGCAUCUCAUGCCCAUAUAAGGCAUCGUUGAGCGGCUGCUCGACCCGCCGCGGCUUCCACUGAGCGGCUCCACGCCGCCCUCUGCUGCUGGAAGAAGGAACUGUACCUGGUGCUUUCUGCUGAGCUUCUGAAAUGAUUUCUAAAUAAUUACUUUGUGGAUUUGUGAAUGUCUGAUGUGUUUGUCUUCUUUGAUUAAAUUAAAUAGAUUGAUUUUAUGAUCCUGCUGCAUGAUUUCUAUAAAUCAGCGGGAUUUAUUUUAGUUUACUGAUGAGUGUUUUGAGUUUUUUUUCCUUCUUUUGUGUCAUAAUUUCACCAAAUUAAAAGUAAAACUCUUGAUUUGGCGUAAAUUACAUUCAAACUGUCAUUUUAAAAGACUAUUUAUUCAUAUACUUGAGCAGAGCGGCUCCACAGCCCCACCUGCACAGCUGGCAGUUCAACACAUCUGCGCCAUCUGCUGGCCGUUCGUGGAACUGCACGCCGACAUGAGCUGAAUAUCUGCAGAGUUCAUGUUUUUAAAAUAAUCAAAAAGGGAAAUCAAAUAAUGAUUUUUCCUAAUCAAACCUUUUCAUCCUUCAAGCUGCUUUCUGAUCCAGAAACAGAACCUGACCCACUUUCAGCAACACCGGAACAGAACAGACCUGAUCCUGAACGCAGCCCUGCUGGGUCCGCCCCUGGCGCCAGCGCCCAAUCAGAGCCCGGCGAGUGGGAGGCGGAGUCCCGUCAUUGGCUGCUGCCGGGUGAACCAAACCCCUCUCUCCCCUCCAUCCAAAGCUGCGGAUCUGCGGUGAGGCACUCGCUCUGCGUGGCGGUGCGUGGCGGGUCUGACCUUCCCCAUAUAGCUGCAGGUGUGUGCGGGAAGCUCAUCUGAUGAAAGUCAUUGAUCGGUCGGGCUGUGACGUCACUCAGGCCGCGGCUGCAGGUAGAAGGUGUCCGGCCGCCUGGGAGGGAAAGGAGCGGCUGAGCAUCAUGGGUAAUAGCGACAGCGUGACGGUGCAGAAGCGGAUGGCCCGGUUCCGUCCAGAGGAGCGGUCCGUGAUCGAUGGCGUGUUUGAGCGUUUGCAAGCCGGCCGCCCGGGGAAGAGACUCCAGCUGGAGGCGCUGCAGGCGACCCUGGUACCCAUCGCCAUGGUGACCAGGAUGGUCAUGGCCAUGUCCCACAAUGCAGCGGGGCGGCCGCAGGCAGUCAGCCGCCAGCAGGUGGCGGCGUUCCUGGAGGACCUGAUCACUGCUGUAGUUCACAUCCUGACCAGCAGGGGGCGCCUGCAGGGCUGGAGGCCACAGCAGAUGGGCGACACGGUGCUGGGGGUCAAGCUGCUGGCUGAGCAGAUGACCUCUGACCUCAGGCCUUCAGACCCGGAGACCUGCAACCUGUCCUGUCUGGAGGACUGGGUCUUCCGGGUGGCCCAGGUCUCCCAGUACCUGGAGGUUCUGGUGGCCGAGGGCCUGGACGUUUCCCUGAGCGGCUGGACGGCGCCGGCCCUGCUGCCGCCCUGCCGGGACACGGACUGGACCCACCUGACCGUUCUGCUGGAUGUCCCCACGCUCAUGUUCCUGGCUCAGCAGCUGCCAGACGGCUGCAACGCCCCCUGGAGGCUGGUCUUCUCCAUGCAGCUGCACGGGGAGAGCUUCACCAAGAUGGCCGCCGCUCUGCAGCACCACGGCCCCACGAUGCUGCUGCUGCGGGACAGCCGGGGCCACGUGUUCGGGGGCUACGCCUCCACCGCCUGGGAGCUCAAGCCCCAGUUCCAGGGUGACUCAAGAUGCUUCCUGUUCUCUGUCUUCCCCACGCUGAGGGUUUACACGGCGACAGGAUACAACGAACACUUCAUGUACCUGAACCAGCACCAGCAGACGAUGCCCAACGGACUGGGCAUGGGGGGUCAACACGACUACUUCGGCCUGUGGCUGGACAGCGACUUCGGCCGCGGUCACAGCCGCGCUCGACCCAAAUGCACGACAUACGGAAACCCGCAGCUGUCGGCCGACGAGGACUUCGUCCUGGACGCUGUGGAGGUUUGGGCCACAGGGAACCCGCCGGCGCUGCCCGAGGACGAGGAAGAGGAGGAGGGGAAGAAGAGCAUCCUGAAGGUGGAUCAGGAGGUCCAGGCCAUGAUGGAGCUGACAGGGAAGACUCUGCACAGCGAGGGCUUCAAUGAGCUGCAGGAUGACUUUGACUAGGCCAUGUGUGGCUGCAUGGACAGGAGAUGCUGCGUUCUGCUUCCUCACCCCCAGAUUGUUGUUCCAGUUGGAUCUUCGGCCCCCUGCAGGCCUCCAGGUUGAACUGCAGCUCAGCCCCUCCCCCACCCGUUACUGGCAGCAGCCCUGUUUGCAUGGGAGUCCUCUGACUGUAGAAGGGUUUCUGGAUGUUCAAUAGUUGAUGGUUAGUUUGUGAGAAGAGCCUUAGUUUUGGUGCCCAAAGUGUGGCCUGGGGGCCUUUGAGGCCCUUGAAAGGAUUUUGUUUGGCCCCUGACCACAAGUCAAGAAAUGUAAAAAUUUUGGCCAAUUUCAGAGUCUCCAAACUGACAUUUAGGAAAAUAUCUGUUUUUCUUUUAAUAAGCCAACAAUCCGAAGAUUUGGGGCAUUAAGACAAAAGUCUUAAUGCUCCAGAAAUGAGGCCGAUAAUUUCACUUAUAACAGAUUAUGUCCAACUGAAAUAAUCUGAUAACUUUUUCAGCAAAUUUGAAUGUAAGUUAGUUUUGUCUUAUUUCCAGCCUGCUGAGAUGUUUGCUCUAGAAACUUUAAAUACUUGGUCAGGUUUAGUGUUUGUUGAAACUGUUUUUGCAGUUUCAACAAAUUUCAUUAAAAAAAACUUUUGUUGAGCAGGUAAAACUAAAAAAGAAAAAAUUUAAUAACCACAAAUGUUUGCAUUUUUAAUUCAAUGACAUUUGGCUGCUUUAAAUUAAUCAGUUUUGGCCCCAAGGGCAAAAAGUUUGGUUCCCUUAUUCAAUGGUUGAUGAGUUGAAGCAGAAAGAGCUGCUGCUGACCCGGUCCAAACCCGGUCCAGUUCAGAACCUGCCUGGACCCGGUUAUUUUUUUAUCUUGGGUUAUUUAAGAGACAAAACGACUGUUGGAGAUGAUCUUCAAAUCUGUUUCAGUCUGAAACGUUCUGCUGAUUUUUGAUUGCAUGUGGUUCAUAUCUUGUCCUGUGUGUGUGUGUGUGUGUGUGUGUGUAGUGAUUAUUGCAGUGCUGUAUCGAUGUAGUAAAGCUCCUGAUCAACGUGA